GUUUUUUCUGUCAUUUGCCACCACGAUUCUCUUUUCUUUAUUUGGCAUGUUGAUCUUGUUUCAUUGACAAUCAGCAACACGAAUUCCUAAACGCACAGCACUGAUUUAUUUAAGUCCAUAACAUCUCAUCAUUACGGUUCUUAUAUUCACUUGUUAAGCAUUUCAUUUCUACAAUCCAUACUCUCUUUUCGCGUCUUGAAUCAUGCCCAAAAGAAAAGCUGAAGCCACGGCCAAUGAUAAACCCACAAAGGGGGCAGCGAAAGCCAAGAAGACAUCAGUUAACUCCAGAGUAUCCAAGGCCAAUAACAAGGCUUCUGCAUCAGAGAAACGAUUCGAUCCUGAACGGUGCUACGCAUGGUUCAAGUCGUACACAGGCCUGGAAGAAAAUGAGGAUUUUGAUAAAGAUCAAAUAGGACCUGCUGGUAUCGCAAAACUGUGCGAAGACAUCGAUGUAUCUCUGGAAACAGCUGACACGAUGCCUAUUUUUACCAAAGAUGAGUGGAUGAAAGGAAUGAAGGAGCUUGAGUUGGAUUCGACGGAGCAAUUGAAAGCUGCAAUGCCCGGCUUAGUCGCAACACUCAAGGAUCCGAAGAAAUUCAGGGAGGUUUAUCGCUAUGUCUUUAUGUUUGCCAAGGACUCUGAGCAAAAGUGUAUGCCAUUGGAGGUUGCCUGUGCAAUGCUACAGACCGUGUUGAAAGGAAGGCCGCAUGAGGAGCGAUUUGUGGAGUUUUUGGAAACAAAGAGACCAGUCAAGGUCAUUAACAAGGACCAAUGGUACAACUUUCUGGACUUUUCAGAGACAAUAGCUGAGGAUCUGUCCAACUAUGAUGAAGCAAGUUCUGCAUGGCCUGUUCUUCUAGAUGAUUAUGUUGAGUGGCGAAAUGAGCAGUCUUCGUAAAGAGAGUCAUAAAUGUCACCUUGGGCGAGACACGUAUAUAGUCUAAUAAUGACAUGACAUGGUGGACAUAAUAGAUGUCGUCCAAACAGAAUAAACAAAAAUAAAGGUUGAAGAGUCUUCACAUUGCAUGUCAC
Molecule: messenger RNA, 1032 nt
Organism: Lobosporangium transversale
Lineage: Eukaryota; Fungi; Mortierellomycota; Mortierellomycetes; Mortierellales; Mortierellaceae
Product: Cullin binding-domain-containing protein
Exons: 9
Coding region: 203-898 (231 amino acids)
Biological process (GO): protein neddylation; positive regulation of ubiquitin-protein transferase activity
Cellular component (GO): ubiquitin ligase complex
Molecular function (GO): ubiquitin conjugating enzyme binding; cullin family protein binding; ubiquitin-like protein binding
Source: RefSeq, a predicted model, not a curated record